AAUUUAUUUUAACAAUAAAACGAAAUUGAAUUUCGCUUUGUAAUUUUCACUUCGUGCAAUGUAUUUCAAUUGGUUCCACUUUAUUGGUGGUAGCAUAUUACUACUACAAAUAAACAGCCUAGUUCUACUAACAGCGAACGUAGAAGAUAUAAAGAGGAUAGCGCAGAAGAUUGUUCCAGAGUCUUUGGCCGACAAAUUAGUGGAUUUCGUCAUUAAAGCUACAAACAAGGAAAUUAAUGUCUCCCAAGAGAAUAGUGAUAAUAAGGAUAUUUCAGCAAAUGAAUGGACAAAACCUAAAAAGUACAGACCAAAUCAAGAGAGCUACCGAAAAAGCAAAGACAAAAUAACGGGUUCCAAUUUAAACGAUCAAAAUUCAAAUGAAAAACCAAUACCCAAGACUCAUAGACAAAAUCCAUACACGUUCACCAUAGAUAGAACGCCAGCCAUCGUAUCCAAAGACAACAGGAAAACAGACAAGAAUUUCGUGCGGAGUAGAUUCAUACAGAAUGCAGAUUCAGUACAGGAGGUUGUGUUACGUACCAACACGUUGACCACAGAGAAAGAGAGGACGGAAUUCGAUCAAUAUGACAAUUCAAAUUAUCCGAAAUCGGCUGGAGUCAUAGCGACAAGUGGUAGGGUCGCGUUGACGAAACGGCCGGGGACUGAGAGUGAUGAAAAUUAAUAGAUUCUAUUGAGUAAUA
This is a messenger RNA of Pieris rapae (cabbage white), 701 nucleotides long. RefSeq lists its product as uncharacterized. The transcript is spliced from 3 exons. The coding region runs from base 59 to 682 and encodes 207 amino acids. Lineage: Eukaryota; Metazoa; Arthropoda; Insecta; Lepidoptera; Pieridae. The record is from RefSeq and is a predicted model, not a curated record.